GUCUGAUGAAGCUUCAGGAGAUCAUCAGGUCGCCGCCCAGCAAGACCAUAGAGAUGUACAUCAGACAAGGUCACCCCCACAACUACAGGGACAUCCUCAAGGAAGUCAAACAUAAAGAAAUUUUCAGUAUUAUCGUCGACACCUUACCCAAUAAUAUGAGGGACUUUCUGCGUUGUCUCCUCCAGCUCCAGAUGAACGACUACAGGUACCACUACCUCUUCACUACCUUCGACAUCGAGACGUUCGACCUGGAAGACUUCAAGUACAACUACGUCAACAUGACAGCCUUCAGGAUCGUCGACACCAGCAACUCACAAGUCCUGAAGAUCCUCAGGGAUAUGGAGAAGUUCCAGCCCAUUGGUCACUCUAUCCUCAACAAGUCCUCCAUUAUCAAGGCGGAGCCGGCGCUCAUCUACGACAGCGUGGGCGUGUUCGCUAAGGGUCUGCACGCGCUUGAGCGCUCGGCCACGCUCAGUCUGGCCAACCUCUCCUGUGAGAGCGAGACGCCUUGGGGUGACGGAUCCUCUCUCUUCAACUACAUCAACGCAGUGGAGUACCACGGGCUGACUGGACCAAUCAAGUUCACAGAGGGCAAGAGAAGCAACUUUAAGCUGGAUAUUCUCAAGCUGAGGAAUGAACAGCUUUUUAAGGUAGGAGAGUGGACGCCUGACAGUCAGAUCAACAUAACAGACAGACAGGCGUUUUUCGAGGCUGGUCGACCCAAUAUUACUCUCAAGAUCAUCACUAUUGAGGAGAGUCCGUACGUGAUGCUCCGUAAACUGAAGAAUGCGACGGGCAAUGCUCGCUUGUACGGCUACUGCAUAGACCUCCUGGACCAGCUGGCCAGCAUGGUCGGCUUCAACUACGAAAUUACCGUCGAGCCCUUCGGUAGAUAUGGUAGUUACAAUGAAACUACCGGCCAGUGGGACGGGCUGGUGAAGAUCAUCAUGGAUAAGGAGACGCCCUUCGUCAUGACGAGGCUGGCCAACGACACGUCGGGCCACGGCCGCUACGAGGGCUUCUGCGUCGACCUCAUCGCCUACGUCGCCGCCAUGGCGGGCUUCGAGUACCAGAUCGAAGUGUCGGAGGACAGCCUGUACGGCCUGAUAGACACCGACACCGGGGAGUGGAACGGUCUAGUGAGGGACCUUAUUGAUAAGAAAGCCGACCUGGCGGUGGGUUCCAUGACCAUCAACUACGCCAGAGAGAGCGUCAUCGACUUCACUAAACCCUUCAUGAACCUCGGCAUCUCCAUCCUCUUCAAGAUCCCUACGAGCCAGCCCACUCGUCUGUUCUCGUUCAUGAACCCGUUGGCGGUGGAGAUCUGGCUGUACGUGAUGGCUGCGUACGUGCUGGUGGCCUUCACCAUGUUUGUGAUGGCCAGGUUCUCCCCCUACGAGUGGAACAACCCGCACCCUUGCAACGCUGAGAGCGACGUGGUCGAGAACCAGUUCAGCGUUAGCAACUCUUUCUGGUUCAUCACCGGUACGCUGCUGCGACAAGGUUCUGGUCUCAACCCUAAGGUGCCCCAGAGAGUCCCUACCCAGCUGUUCAGCUUCAUGAACCCUCUGGCUGUGGAGAUAUGGUUCUACAUCCUAGCCGCCUACGUGGGCGUCUCCAGUACCAUCUACGUCGUGGCCAGGUUCUCUCCCUACGAGUGGCACAUCCCCGGACCCUGCCAUGACAAUAGAGAGGUCAUGGAGAACGACUUCACCCUUGCCAACUCGUUCUGGUUCACUAUUGGAACCCUUAUGCAGCAAGGGUCCGAUCUGAACCCUAAGGCGGCGUCUACGAGGAUAGUGGGCGGCAUCUGGUGGUUCUUCACCCUGAUCAUCAUCAGCUCCUACACCGCCAACCUGGCCGCCUUCCUCACUGUUGAACGGAUGAUAACACCCAUUGAGAGCGCGGAGGACCUGGCCGAGCAGAACGAGAUUGAGUACGGCACUUUGGAGGGCGGGUCCACCAUGGCCUUCUUCAGGGACUCUAAGAUUGAAACAUAUCAGAAGAUGUGGAGGUAUAUGGAGAGUAGACGUCCGUCUGUGUUCGUGCCCACCAUAGAGGAGGGGGUCAGUAGGGUCCUGCGUGGGAACUACGCCUUCCUGAUGGAGUCGACCAUGCUCGACUACACUAUACAGAGGAACUGUAACCUGACUCAGGUCGGCGGACUCCUCAACUCGAACUCCUACGGCAUCGCCACCCCCAUAGGUUCACCGUGGAGGGACAAGAUCUCGCUGGCCAUCCUGGAGCUGCAGGAGAAGGGGAUCAUCCAGAUGCUAUACAGCAAGUGGUGGAAGAACACGGGCGACGUCUGUAACAGGGACGAGAAGAACAAGGACUCUAAAGCCAGCGCUCUCGGUGUAGAGAACAUUGGAGGGGUGUUCGUGGUGCUCAUGUGUGGUCUCGCCCUCGCUAUAGUGGUCGCCAUCUUGGAGUUCUGCUGGAACUCUCGCAAGAAUGCCCAAACGGUUCGGUACUACCAGAGUCGCCACGACGACCACCAGCACGGGGACGAGGCCCGGGACGACCCCGGCGACGACCACGACCUCUUUGAUGACGAGGGAGAACGACCUCACAUUGUGAGUCGUAAGGUAGGUCUUAAGUUGUUAGUUACGACCCGUCGUGGUAGAUCGCAGUCGCUGUGCUCGGAGAUGGCGGAGGAGCUGCGCUUCGCGCUGCGCUGCCACGGGUCGCGCCAACGCCCGGCCCUCAAGAGGAACUGUCAGCAGUGUGUGCCAGGCACCACCCACGUGCCCGAGGGCACCACGGACCUGCCCCAGGCCAACGGCGUGAGUGCCAUCCUCGUCACCUGCUCCACCCACCGUGCCAGAGUCGCCGCUGAGCCUAAGAGCUCUUCCCUUCCGGUUGAUGCCACCCCUCCGCCGCCUCUCCCAUUCUCUCCCGAGGUUCCCUCUAGAUAUACCUUGAGAAGACCUUCCUUUCCUCUGGCUUCUUCCUCUUCCUUGUCCUCUCUUCCUCCUCCUCCUUCACCUCUCUCUUCCUCGUCAGGAAGAGCCUUGAAGGAGUAGCUUGCUUAGUGUUACGGUACAGGAUGCUGGCACUCACAGGCUUCUUGAUCAUGUAUGUGGAGAGUUCCGCCUCCAGGUCACUCAACAGUCAUAUACUUGUUCACACAUACACAC
Messenger RNA from Procambarus clarkii (red swamp crayfish), 3140 nucleotides. NCBI's taxonomy places the organism in Eukaryota, Metazoa, Arthropoda, Malacostraca, Decapoda, Cambaridae. The record is from RefSeq and is a predicted model, not a curated record.